Molecule: messenger RNA, 1398 nt
Organism: Stylonychia lemnae
Lineage: Eukaryota; Ciliophora; Spirotrichea; Sporadotrichida; Oxytrichidae
Source: the annotation of a GenBank genome assembly
AUGAAUAAGAUUUAAACAAGAGGUCUGGUGAUCCUUUAUCUUAUCGCAUUCCUUCAUGCUUCAAAAGUUGCAACAACGAUUAAGACUGUAGACUAAUCUAAAGCUACAGCCUUAACUCUUGCUCAAAGCUCACUAUAAUCAGGAUAAAGUGCUUGGGAAGUUUCGGCUUAGGUAGCAAACGUUGCUGAGAAAGCAGGUGCUUUUGCAAAAGAUAUUGCAAAGGCGGCUGAAAGUGCAUCAGCAUUGAAGAGUGUUGCUGGAGCAAUUGCUGCUAUCGGUCCGGCACUUGCAGCAUUAGGUGCUGUAGCUGCAUUUGCAUAGAUGUUUUUCCCAAGUCCAGUAGAAAUGAAGCUUGAUGCAAUCUAAGAUUCAAUCAAUAGCCUCUAGAAUAUGGUGUCAGAUAAGUUUGAUGAAUAGGCUUCACUCAUUAAGUCUAUAUCAUGUGGAGCGUAACUUUCACAACAUCUUAAUGAAAUCGAGACAAACUGGAGAUACUAUUAAAGUUAUGUUAAUAGUAGAGGAGCUGAUCCUGCUUAUAGAGCAUUAUUAUAAACCUUUGAUGGCGUUCCUGAAGCAGCCAUUUUCAUUUUGAAUGCCUUGAAUGGAAAAGUUACUAAUUGUGAUAUUAUCCAAAUUCUUUACGAAGGGGAUCAGCAAAAUGGAUUUAUGAGAGGAAGCCCUAAAUAUGUUGCUGCAACUCAAAAGUAUUUGAUGGAAGUCCAAAAAGCUAUUGCAAUGAUUGGUGUAUGGUAUGUUAAGACUGCAAACUUCUAAGGAAACUAAGUUGCAGGUGAAAUUGAAUUCAUUUAUGGAAGACAUAUUAGAGAUGCAUCAGAUAGAAUCUAAAACUACAUUCAAAGAUGCUAUGAUGAGUGGUAAUCUAAUGCUGAGUUCAAUAUGAAGAAAAUGUAUCCGGCCUUGAAAGAAUAAGGACCUACUGAGGUUGUGGUAGCAAUCAAGUAAAGAAUGAACGAGAUUCUCUAUGACUAGCAUGUAUUCGUAAACGUUUAUGAAGAUCCUGAAAACGGUGAACAUCAUACCAUUAUGGGACAGAGAUGGGCUGUGUUGAGAACCAGAGAUUUAAAUCUAGGCAAGAAACUAUUUAUAUCAGUUGUUACUGCACCCAAAUCAGAUACUACUGACUAUACUGAUAGACUUCACUUUAGAAGAGAGCUUGAUGGUAAGAUGAACAGCUACAUGAAUGUACAAAACUUCAUUAACAGCUAAUGGGGAAAUAUUUCUAAUAGAGGACUUGCAGGCAUUCACAUAUGGAGAAAGGGUGAUUGGUGGUAAGAAGCCUACAGAAGUGAUGAAAAGCCGGGUAUGUGGUACUGUAACCUUAAUGGGAGACUCCAUUUCUACACAGGAUCUUGGUACAAAUACUACCUUUGGGCCUGA